UGAAAAUGGCUGAUUUCGGGGAGAUUCUGCGGAGUAUGGGGGAGUUUGGGUUAUUUCAGAAGAUCACCCUUUUUGCUCUCAGCUUCCCUAAUGUUAUUCUGCCUUUCCACUUUGCCAGUGUACUUUUUAUCCAGUCAGAUCCAGACAGACGCUGCAACACAGACUGGAUACUCAAUGCUGCUCCUAACCUGACCACAGAGGAGCAGCUUAACCUGACCGUGCCUCGGGAGGAGGAUGGGACCUUCAGCAGAUGUCGGAUGUUCGUCCCAGUGGACUGGGACAUCGGUGCCAUCAGGGAGUACGGGCUCAAUGAGACUACAAGGUGCCAGAGUGGAUGGGUGUAUGGGAACAUGUUGUAUGAAGCCACCAUAGUCACUGAUUUUGAUCUAGUCUGUGACCGGGCUAGUUUGUUGGAGACAGCACAAACUGUCCUAAUGGCUGGCAUCCUUGUUGGCUGUCUCUUAUUUGGACCUUUUGCAGAGUCGUUUGGUCGAAAAAGAGCAUGUCAAAUCCCAGCUGUUGUAAUGGUGAUAUUUACUGUCACAACUGGAUUAUCGCCUAACUUCUACUUUUAUCUGGCAUCCCAGUUCAUGGCGGGAGUUUGCUAUGGGGGAUAUCGACUUAAUGGCGUUAUCCUGGGUAUAUAA
Haplochromis burtoni (Burton's mouthbrooder) is the source of this 647-nucleotide messenger RNA. Its product is annotated as solute carrier family 22 member 14-like. The transcript has 4 exons. Gene Ontology annotation, biological process: transmembrane transport. Gene Ontology annotation, cellular component: membrane. The record is from RefSeq and is a predicted model, not a curated record. Gene Ontology annotation, molecular function: transmembrane transporter activity. Lineage: Eukaryota; Metazoa; Chordata; Actinopteri; Cichliformes; Cichlidae. The coding region runs from base 6 to 647 and encodes 213 amino acids.